Molecule: messenger RNA, 1059 nt
Organism: Closterium sp. Naga37s-1
Lineage: Eukaryota; Viridiplantae; Streptophyta; Zygnematophyceae; Desmidiales; Closteriaceae
Source: the annotation of a GenBank genome assembly
AUGUCUCAUCCUAAGGGUCUGCGCUUCAAGCCCGCGGCUAAUUCUGCUGGCUCCGUCGGCGUCAACACCGCAUCUGAUCCGCUGCUCAAGCCUGCUAACGGAAAGAAGUCAGGGGGUGAAGAGAUCAGUUCGCCGUUUAACAAGCUCGCUGGCAACAUCGACUCCACUGCAAGCGGAUCUGGACUCUCUGCACAAGAGAAAGCUUCUACGAAGGCCAUUGCUAGCGGCUCAGUACUCACUGACGAGGAUGGCUUCUUGGAUGAUGACUUCGACGACGACAUGGUGGUGGAUCUGGACAAAGAAGCGUCGACCAUGCUGCGCUCCACAGCCAUCCUGCUGAUUCCUUUUGUUCUUGCACAAGAAAUUUCGUGCAUUAUCGAUGCGGUUAAGAUGUUGAUGAAGCGUGGUUGGUACUCUGAACUCUCACAGAACGUGCUGCAGACGGUGAAGUUUCAGGUUCUUCAGCCAGCUUACAUUGCGAAGGUCCGCUAUUGUCGGCUCCAGGCCUCCUUCAUCCUGGAGUCAGAUGCGGUUUGGGUGGCAAAGAAAGAAGUGGUUUAUCAAGCGCUCAACGGCAAGCUCCACAAGCUUCACUGGCAGCGUCUGGAAGAUGCUGUGUUCAACCGCGAGAAGUCGCUGAACCCGCACGCCAUUGAAGUCAUCCUAAAGGGGGUGUCAGCUUCGGUGGAGCUGAGCAUGAUUCAUGAUUGGCUGGCGCUGUACAAGAUUGCGAGCUGGGAUCGUUCCGCCUUUCUGCGCUGCACCUGUCUUCACCGUGUUCUUCACCCGGUGACAGCGGCGUCCUUGAGCGCUUCCACGAUAGUCCUCCCCCUGCUCCGCGAUCCUGCACUGGCUCUCAUCUCGACUGGCAGCUGCAGGGAGGAAUGGAUUUGCGUUCAGGAGGGUUGCGGAAAGGCACACGGCAAGAUCUUUAUGACAGCUUCGGAACACAUUGCAACUGCGGCUCACAUGUUGCAUCUGGAGAAGCCGGGUGCUGCAACCAAGCAGUCGCUCGAGAGGACGAGCCUUGCUGUCAUUCGGAAGGAAUACGGCGUCUAA